CAUAUGGGACACAAAGUUUGUAAGUGUGUCUUACAGAAGUGGCAGACGGCUUUAAAACAGGAAAAUUAGGAGCGAUGCCUUUUUUUUUAAUGAAAUACAUAUUUCUGUAUACAUUUUUUGACAAAGAACAUAAUAAAUAAGGUAACCUACGCCAGUUUGCCAAAGAAUUCUCGGUCUUCAUAAAGACCAGCCCACAAAUGAGUACAUAUUAAAGCUCAUAAAAAACAACACAUCUCAGGAGAAGAGACCCUUCAGUGGACAAAAACAGCACUUGAGCUUAAUGAUCGGAGCAAAAUAAACAUGCAGCUUGAGACUGAAGAAAACCAUCUAGAUGAACCCCCAAAGCACGUUCAUGUACAACUGGAAAGGAAGGCAGAUAAAGGUGUGAACAUCAGGAAGAGUCUGAAAGCAAAGUUAACAAAGAAAUGCACCUGUUCUGCCAAAAAGGCCAAGAAGACUGUCACAGGUUUUUUCCCUGUAAUACGAUGGCUUCCAAAAUACAACUUCAAAGAAAACACAUGGGGAGAUGUGAUGUCAGGGCUUAUAAUUGGCAUUAUCUUAGUGCCCCAAGCCAUAGCUUACUCCCUGUUAGCAGGCCUGCAACCAAUAUACAGCUUAUACACAUCAUUCUUUGCCAAUUUAAUAUAUUUCGUAAUGGGGACCUCUAGACAUGUGUCUGUGGGCAUUUUUAGCUUGAUUAGCCUAAUGAUUGGCCAAGUUGUGGAUCGAGAAGUGCAGCUGGCAGGUUUUGACCUGGAUGAUGAUGCUAUCCAUGGAAGAGAAGGAAUAAAUGGCAGCAGCAUCAUGAACAUAACAUCAGUCAACAUUAGUUUGGGCCUAAUGGACAUUGAGUGUGGAAAGGAGUGCUAUGCUAUUAGUGUGGCAGCUGUACUUACAUGCAUGGCGGGGAUCUAUCAGGUUCUCAUGGGAAUAUUUCGACUGGGUUUUCUUUCCAUAUACUUGUCAGAGCCAAUGUUGGAUGGUUUUGCAACAGGUGCCUCACUUACAAUUUUAACAGCACAAGUGAAAUAUCUCCUUGGACUAAAAAUCCCACGCAGUCCAGGUAUUGGAAUGUUGGUAACAACAUGGUUUAACAUAUUUAAAAAUAUUCACCAUACUAAUUAUUGCGAUGUGAUCACAAGUGCCAUAUGUAUUGCAGUAUUAGUGGCUGCCAAAGAGCUUGGGGAUCGUUACAAAGACAAAAUAAAGAUUCCCCUGCCAACUGAACUAGUUGUAAUUGCAGUGGCCACACUUGUGUCACACUACUGCAAUCUAAAUGAACUCUAUGGUUCAAGUGUUUCAGGAGUAAUCCCAACAGGAUUUAUACCACCAAAAGUACCCGAUUUUGGUCUAGUGAGCAAAAUAGCAGUGGAUGCUAUUCCUCUUGCAGUCGUUAGUUUUGCAUUUACAAUAUCCUUGUCUGAAAUGUUUGCCAAGAAGUAUUCGUAUACAGUGGAAGCUAACCAGGAGAUGUUUGCCAUUGGCUUCUGCAAUAUAAUUCCAUCAUUUUUCCACUGCUUUGCCACCAGCGCGGCUCUUGCUAAGACACUUGUAAAGACAUCAACAGGGUGCAAAACACAAGCUUCCAGUGUGGUUAGCGCUAUUGUGGUCCUGCUGGUUUUGCUUUUCUUUGCCCCAUUAUUUUACUCACUACAAAAGUGUGUUCUGGCCUGUAUAAUAAUUGUCAGCUUACGUGGUGCCCUCAGAAAAUUUAAAGAUUUGCCAGCUCUAUGGCAGCUAAGCAAAAUAGAUGCAACCAUCUGGGUUGUCACUGUUGCUGCUUCAGCUCUAAUCAGUACAGAAGUCGGCCUCAUGGUAGGGGUGAUCUUUUCAAUGUUAUGUCUCGUUGUACGAACUCAGAUACCUCACACAACCACACUCAGCCAGAUACAGGACACUGUCUUUUAUGAGGAUGGGAAUAAAUAUGAAAACCUUUCACCUAUACCCAGAAUUAAAAUAUUCCGCUUUGAAUCUCCACUUUACUAUGCAAACAAAGACUACUUUCUCCAGUCUGUGUACAAAAUGGCUGGAAUGGAUCCUGGUCUUGAAAUUAUAAGAAGAAAAAAAAUGGAAAAGAAAGCAAAGAAGCAGAAAAAAAGGAAACAGCUAGAGGAUGGAAAAAGCAUGGAUAACAACGACAACCAUGAUAUUCAAAUAAAGCUUGUAAAUCACAAAACUGACUUGCAAACAAUUAUUCUUGAUUGUUCCUCAAUAGCCUUUUUAGACACAUCUGGCAUCAAUGCCUUAAAGGGAUUGCUGAAGGAUUACAAAGAAGUACAGAUCAAUGUUUUACUGGCUUGUUGCAACACUUCUGUUAUCGAUGCCCUUAGCAGAGGAAGCUACUUUGGAAAACAAAACAAGGAUAUUCGUAAGAUGCUCUUUCACAGUGUGCAUGAUGCAGUUCAGUUUGCAAGUGAGAAAGAAUUGGCUUUAACAGACUCAACAGUAUAGACACUGAAAAACCUUGAAGCAUUUCUACCUACUUGGCAUUAAAGUAUUGACUUUAAAGUAUUGACAGUGAGAC
This is a messenger RNA of Nanorana parkeri, 2524 nucleotides long. RefSeq names its product sulfate anion transporter 1-like. Gene Ontology annotation, cellular component: membrane. The coding region runs from base 301 to 2451 and encodes 716 amino acids. Lineage: Eukaryota; Metazoa; Chordata; Amphibia; Anura; Dicroglossidae. Gene Ontology annotation, biological process: transmembrane transport. The transcript has 4 exons. Gene Ontology annotation, molecular function: oxalate transmembrane transporter activity; bicarbonate transmembrane transporter activity; chloride transmembrane transporter activity. The record is from RefSeq and is a predicted model, not a curated record.